This is a messenger RNA of Salvia hispanica, 809 nucleotides long. RefSeq names its product transcription elongation factor SPT4 homolog 1-like. NCBI's taxonomy places the organism in Eukaryota, Viridiplantae, Streptophyta, Magnoliopsida, Lamiales, Lamiaceae. Gene Ontology annotation, biological process: transcription elongation by RNA polymerase II; regulation of DNA-templated transcription; transcription elongation-coupled chromatin remodeling. The record is from RefSeq and is a predicted model, not a curated record. Gene Ontology annotation, cellular component: DSIF complex; nucleus. Gene Ontology annotation, molecular function: RNA polymerase II complex binding; zinc ion binding.
AAUGGACUAAAAAGGAAGUCGAAUUCUCAUAAAUAUUCCAGAAACUUCUCAAGCCAAAAUCAUAAACAAAGUUGGAACCUCUAAAUCGUCAAAUCCCUUUCAAUUAGACAUUGUGACCUUGUAAUACUGCUUCCAGCAUUCGAUUGAAACUUGUUCAAGAAAGGAAGGGAAAUUAUGGUUAAUCAGGGAGGAGGAGGGUCGGUAGCUGUGGCGCAAAUACCAACGAGCUUCGGACAUGAGCUGAGAGCUUGCCUUCGCUGCCGGCUGGUCAAGACCUAUGACCAGUUUAGGGAAUCCGGUUGCGAGAACUGCCCCUUCUUUCAGAUGGAAGAUGACCAUGAAAGAGUUGUUGACUGCACAACCCCCAAUUUCACAGGGUUAAUAUCUGUCAUGGACCCGACUAGGAGUUGGGCUGCGCGUUGGCUCCGCAUUGGAAAAUUUGCGCCUGGUUGCUAUACGCUUGCAGUCUCUGAAGCACUGAAUCCCGACUUGCAGAAUAUUUGUGAAGAAGAGCACGUGCCAUAUGUUCCUCCAAAACGUGUCUGACUCGCUACUCGACCGUUGUUUCCUUCUGAUCUUCCCUUCCCCCUAAUCUAGCUGUUUAAUAUGUUCACCCUCUACCCAAAACAACCCCCAAAAAAGUGAAAACAAAACAGAAUUUGUGCUUUGUAUAUGGACGAAUUUAUGUGGGGAUUCAUUUUGUCUGUUUUUAUUAUGUGGGUUUGUAGUUUUUGCAAUUUGAGAGGUUGUGUUGGACAAUUUCUCAAAAAGUACUAAACUGGAAUAUAUAUCAAAUUUAUCCUUAUAAA